Messenger RNA from Gryllus bimaculatus (two-spotted cricket), 1059 nucleotides. Lineage: Eukaryota; Metazoa; Arthropoda; Insecta; Orthoptera; Gryllidae. The record is from the annotation of a GenBank genome assembly.
AUGCGAUCUGUGCUUGCUUGCAGGAAGCUGCAAGUGACGCGGCCGAAAGCCGGCAAGGAGUGGAAACGGUUCCUGGUGAUGUCGGCAGUAGCUUGGGGGCUGCCGUCUCUCAUGACAGGGCUAUGCGCCUACGCCUUUGAGAGGGACCAGCUCUUACGGAAGUGGUCCAGUCCAUCACUCACGGAAACACGCACCUGCUUCAAUGAAAUAAUUCUAACUACCCGACAGGACGUCCGGUUGGUGAAGCUCUUGGCGCACAAGCGGCACCGGUACGGCCGCUCGCCCGUGUGCGUGCGCGAGUGGAUCUUGAGCACGCCCGACGUGGCGAACGCCUUCUCGCACACGCCGCACGCGAACGGCCGCUCGCCCGUGUGCGUGCGCUCGUGCUUGGUGGCCAGGUCCUUGCUGGCGAACGCCCGCGCGCAGAAGCCGCACGCGAACGGCCGCUCGCCCGUGUGCGAGCGCCGGUGCAGCUUAGUGGCGACGCCAUCGCGGAACGACCGCGGCACAGCGUCGCCUCGCAUUCAUUACGCUGAAAAACAACUUCAUCAAAACUUAGGGGAAAUGGCUGAACAUUGGAACUCUGAAACUGUUGCACAGUGCCCCUACAAUCCCUCACAUCUGGUGCCAAGAAUGAGAUUUCCUAAUCACCUUGUAAAAUGUCAAAAAAACUAUCCCCAUGUGGUAUUAAAAAUAUGUCCUUACAAUGCUACUCAUAGAAUCAAAGCUGAGGCGUACCUGCAGCAUCUUGUGAAUUGUCCUAACAGACAACAUUAUCGUAUUGGAAUGUUGAAAUUUACAUCCAAUGCAAUCCUCACACAAAAUCCUCUCUCCAAGGCAGAAAUCACUACAUCUACAGCCAAUCGUUGCAAUAAUGAAAACAGAAGAAUUUUGUUUGAAACAAGAACUCACCAUCUGCUAAGCGUGACGAAAGUGACAAAGUCUUCUGGCAGGUGUUGCGAUCCCGAGCCCAGCCCUGCUUCUGAGUGGCAGCACGGUGUGCCCUCUGGAGGUACUGCGCUGUUCGCUCUAGUGUCUGCGGUGUCUGUUCUGCUUUAA